Molecule: messenger RNA, 502 nt
Organism: Triplophysa dalaica
Lineage: Eukaryota; Metazoa; Chordata; Actinopteri; Cypriniformes; Nemacheilidae
Product: protein FAM222A
Exons: 3
Coding region: 1-399 (132 amino acids)
Source: RefSeq, a predicted model, not a curated record
AUGCUGGCGUGUGUGCAGCAUCAUCAGCAUCCGGUCCAUCACCUGCCGUGUGUCUCACAGAUCACGGACACAACCCUCCGUCAGCAGAGUGAGCCGAGCGCCGUGCGUUCCCCCUGCUACCCGUCUACGGCCCAGCUGGAUGCCUACGCUCAGAAGACAGCCGACAGGCCGAUAUCCAUCAAGAUCUUCCCGAGCAACAUCAGAGUCCCGCAGCACAAACAAAUCAACAGAACCGUCAACGGUCUGGACACCAGCGGGCAGCCGUUCUCCACAGGACCUCAGGGCUUGUUGGCUAUGGUGAAAUCUCCCACUGCGGUCAAAGUGUUAUUUGUUUCUGAGGAAAUCUACAACAACAGAACAUUUAUAUUCUCACAUCGGAUAACAUCAUGUCAUCACUAAGCCUUGAUGUCUCAAUAUCUGUCCUGCUUGUGUACAGUACAAACUCAUCACUAAAGAACAAUCACUUCUACUAAACUGAGCUAUUUUCACCCAGGCUCGGACA